Molecule: messenger RNA, 1363 nt
Organism: Manis pentadactyla (Chinese pangolin)
Lineage: Eukaryota; Metazoa; Chordata; Mammalia; Pholidota; Manidae
Gene: NRM
Product: nurim
Exons: 4
Coding region: 15-803 (262 amino acids)
Cellular component (GO): nuclear membrane
Source: RefSeq, a predicted model, not a curated record
CUCUGCUUGUCGCCAUGGCCCCCGCACUGCUCCUGGUCUCCGCUGCCCUCGCCUCUUUCAUCCUGGCCUUUGGCACCGGGGUGGAGUUCGUGCGCUUUACUUCCCUUCGGCCACUUCUUGGAGGGAUCCCGGAGUCUGCUGGUCCGGAUGCCCACCAGGGAUGGCUGGCUGCCCUACAGGACCAAAGUAUCCUUGUCCCCCUGGCUUGGGAUCUAGGGCUCCUGCUAUUAUUUGUAGGGCAGCACAGCCUCAUGGCAACUGAGACAGUGAAGGCAUGGAUGUCCCGGUACUUUGGGGUCCUUCAGCGGUCACUGUAUGUGGCAUGUACUGCCCUGGCCUUGCAGCUGGUGAUGCGGUCCUGGGAGCCCAUAUCCAGAGGCCCUGUGUUGUGGGCAGCUCAGGCAGAGCCAUGGGCCACCUGGGUGCCACUCCUCUGCUUUGUGCUCCAUGUCAUUUCCUGGCUCCUCAUCUUCAGCAUUCUUCUCGUCUUUGACUAUGCCGAGCUCAUGGGCCUCAAACAGGUGUACUAUCAUGUGCUGGGGCUGGGGGAGCCUCUGGCCCUGAAGUCUCCUCGGGCUCUGAGACUCUUCUCUCACCUGCGCCACCCAGUGUGUGUGGAGCUGCUGACAGUGCUAUGGGUGGUGCCUACCCUGGGCACUGACCGCCUCCUCCUUGCUCUCCUCCUUACCCUCUACCUGGGCUUGGCUCAUGGGCUUGACCAGCAAGACCUCCGCUACCUCCGGGCCCAGCUGCAAAGAAAACUUCGUCUGCUUUCUCGGCCCCAGGAUGGGGAGGCAGAGUGAGGAGCAAACCCUGGUUCCAAACCCCAUACUUCUCCCUCAACAUCCCAAUCAGUUAACUUCCAGACCCUGGCAGCUUCAGACCAGAGGCCCAAUUCUAAAGCUGAAGGGGCUAUCCCUUCCCCUGAUUGAGCCACCACUUCCAGGGUCCAGCUCCACAUCCUACAUUCUGAGUUUCAGCUACUGGACUCCAAGGUCUAUUUCUCACCAGCCAGGAAGAGGGGUGGCGAAUUUAUCUGCCUCCUUAUAGUUUAAGGCUUGACCCCCUCCCCACCACCUCCCACCUAACAACCUCCUCAUAGGGACAUGGGUCUAGCCAGACCACUCCCUGGCACUGUUACUUCCCUCUGAGCCUCAGGGAUCUAACCCCCACUCCCCUGCCCCCGCUGCACCUCCUUAGGCCCAGGGACCUCCUUAGGCCCAGCCCCCGGGCUUGGUCCUGCAACUUCGUUGAGAGGAUCCUCUCACUCUGAAUUCGGGUGUCUAAGGGUUCCCUGGUUCCCACCUGUUGGAAGGAACACGUGCUGCAGCAUAAUAAAAUUCAGCCAAAUUUUUAAACAAAA